AGGGAACGCGUGUGACCAAUCGCGGGGCCGCUCUCGCUGUGAGCCGAUGGGGGCGGGGAGAAGCCCGGCUGGGCCGGGACAAAAGCCCGAUCCCGGGUAGCUGCCGGUGGCUGGAGCGCUCCGGAUUUUGUGGUGUUCGUCAUUCCCGUGGAGCGAGUGCCGCGCACGGACUUUCGCAGAGAGGUAGAGCAGGACCCUCUGCAGCCAUGUCGGCCAAGGCAAUUUCGGAGCAGACAGGCAAAGAACUGCUUUACAAGUUCAUCUGCACCACCUCAGCCAUCCAGAAUCGGUUCAAGUAUGCUCGGGUCACUCCUGACACAGACUGGGCCCGCCUGCUGCAGGACCACCCCUGGCUGCUCAGCCAGAACUUGGUAGUCAAGCCAGACCAGCUGAUCAAACGUCGUGGAAAACUUGGCCUAGUUGGGGUCAACCUCACUCUGGAUGGGGUCAAGUCCUGGCUAAAGCCACGGCUGGGACAGGAAGCCACAGUUGGUAAGGCCACAGGCUUCCUCAAGAACUUUUUGAUCGAGCCCUUUGUCCCCCACAGUCAGGCGGAGGAGUUCUAUGUCUGCAUCUAUGCCACCCGAGAAGGGGACUACGUCCUGUUCCACCACGAGGGAGGUGUGGACGUGGGUGAUGUGGACACCAAGGCCCAGAAGCUGCUUGUUGGUGUGGAUGAGAAACUGAAUCCCGAGGACAUCAAAAAACACCUGUUGGUCCACGCCCCUGAAGACAAGAAAGAAAUUCUGGCCAGUUUUGUCUCCGGCCUCUUCAAUUUCUACGAGGACCUGUACUUCACCUACCUCGAGAUCAAUCCCCUUGUAGUGACCAAAGAUGGAGUCUAUGUCCUUGACUUGGCGGCCAAGGUAGACGCCACUGCUGACUACAUCUGCAAAGUGAAGUGGGGCGACAUCGACUUCCCUCCCCCCUUCGGGCGGGAGGCAUAUCCAGAGGAAGCCUACAUUGCAGACCUAGAUGCCAAAAGUGGGGCAAGCCUGAAGCUGACCUUGCUGAACCCCAAGGGGAGAAUCUGGACCAUGGUGGCCGGGGGUGGCGCCUCUGUCGUGUACAGCGAUACCAUCUGUGAUCUAGGGGGUGUCAACGAGCUGGCAAACUAUGGGGAGUACUCGGGCGCCCCCAGCGAGCAACAGACCUAUGACUAUGCCAAGACGAUCCUCUCCCUCAUGACCCGAGAGAAGCACCCAGAUGGCAAGAUCCUCAUCAUUGGAGGCAGCAUUGCAAACUUCACCAAUGUGGCUGCCACGUUCAAGGGCAUCGUAAGAGCGAUUCGAGAUUACCAGGGCCCCCUGAAGGAGCAUGAAGUCACAAUCUUCGUCCGAAGAGGUGGCCCUAACUAUCAGGAGGGCUUACGGGUAAUGGGAGAAGUCGGGAAGACCACUGGGAUCCCCAUCCAUGUCUUUGGCACAGAGACUCACAUGACGGCCAUUGUGGGCAUGGCCCUGGGCCACCGGCCCAUCCCCAACCAGCCACCCACAGCGGCCCACACUGCAAACUUCCUCCUCAAUGCCAGCGGGAGCACAUCGACGCCAGCCCCCAGCAGGACAGCAUCUUUUUCUGAGUCCAGGGCCGAUGAGGUGGCACCUGCAAAGAAGGCCAAGCCUGCCAUGCCACAAGAUUCAGUCCCAAGUCCAAGAUCCAUGCAAGGAAAGAGCACUACCCUCUUCAGCCGCCACACCAAGGCCAUUGUGUGGGGCAUGCAGACCCGGGCCGUGCAAGGCAUGCUGGACUUUGACUAUGUCUGUUCCCGAGACGAGCCCUCAGUGGCUGCCAUGGUCUAUCCUUUCACUGGGGACCACAAGCAGAAGUUUUACUGGGGGCACAAGGAGAUCCUGAUCCCUGUCUUCAAGAACAUGGCUGAUGCCAUGAGGAAGCACCCAGAGGUAGAUGUGCUCAUCAACUUUGCCUCUCUCCGCUCUGCCUAUGACAGCACCAUGGAGACCAUGAACUACACACAGAUCCGGACCAUCGCCAUCAUAGCCGAAGGUAUCCCUGAGGCCCUCACGAGAAAGCUGAUCAAGAAGGCGGACCAGAAGGGAGUGACAAUCAUCGGACCUGCCACUGUUGGAGGCAUCAAGCCUGGGUGCUUUAAGAUUGGAAACACAGGUGGGAUGCUGGACAACAUCCUGGCCUCCAAACUGUACCGCCCAGGCAGCGUGGCCUAUGUCUCCCGUUCUGGAGGCAUGUCCAAUGAGCUCAAUAAUAUCAUCUCUCGGACCACAGAUGGCGUCUUUGAGGGCGUGGCCAUUGGUGGGGACAGGUACCCAGGCUCAACAUUCAUGGAUCAUGUGUUACGCUACCAGGACACUCCAGGAGUCAAAAUGAUUGUGGUUCUUGGAGAGAUAGGGGGCACUGAGGAAUAUAAGAUUUGCCGGGGCAUCAAGGAGGGCCGCCUCACCAAGCCCAUCGUCUGCUGGUGCAUUGGGACCUGUGCCACCAUGUUCUCCUCUGAGGUAUGGCUGAGACAAGUUACUCCUGGGCUGGGAGUAGAGAUUAUUCAGCUUUUUAUAAAGCCCCCUCCAGGGAUGGGGACUCGAGGUGGUGGGGAGCAGAGGGGCAGAUCUGUGUAUGAAGAUCUUGUGGCCAACGGAGUCAUUGUACCUGCCCAAGAGGUGCCACCCCCAACUGUGCCAAUGGACUACUCCUGGGCCAGGGAGCUGGGUUUGAUCCGCAAACCUGCCUCGUUCAUGACCAGCAUCUGCGAUGAGCGGGGACAGGAGCUCAUCUAUGCGGGCAUGCCCAUCACUGAGGUCUUCAAGGAAGAGAUGGGCAUCGGUGGGGUCCUCGGCCUCCUCUGGUUCCAGAAAAGGUUGCCCAAAUACUCUUGCCAGUUCAUUGAGAUGUGUCUGAUGGUGACAGCUGAUCAUGGACCAGCUGUCUCUGGAGCCCACAAUACCAUCAUUUGUGCGCGAGCUGGGAAAGACCUGGUCUCCAGCCUCACCUCGGGGCUGCUCACUAUCGGGGAUCGGUUUGGGGGUGCCUUGGAUGCAGCAGCCAAGAUGUUCAGUAAAGCCUUUGACAGUGGCAUUAUCCCCAUGGAGUUUGUGAACAAGAUGAAGAAGGAAGGGAAACUGAUCAUGGGCAUUGGUCACCGUGUAAAAUCGGUAAACAACCCAGACAUGCGAGUGCAGAUCCUCAAAGAUUACGUCAGGCAGCACUUCCCUGCCACUCCUCUGCUCGAUUAUGCCCUGGAAGUGGAGAAGAUUACCACCUCGAAGAAACCAAAUCUUAUCCUGAAUGUAGAUGGUCUCAUUGGAGUUGCGUUUGUAGACAUGCUUAGAAACUGUGGGUCCUUUACUCGGGAGGAAGCUGAUGAAUAUAUUGACAUUGGAGCCCUCAAUGGCAUCUUUGUGCUGGGAAGGAGUAUGGGCUUCAUUGGACACUAUCUUGAUCAGAAGAGGCUGAAGCAGGGGCUGUAUCGUCAUCCGUGGGAUGAUAUUUCAUAUGUUCUUCCGGAACACAUGAGCAUGUAACAGAACCAGGAACCCUACAGCAGUAAACUGAAGACAAGAACUCCUCCCCCAGGAGAAAGUGUACAGACAGCUAGCUGGCAGUGGAGACUGCUUAACAGGGGCCUGGAAUGUAAACAGCCACUGGGGUACAGGCACUGAAAACCAACACCCACAGGCUAACACCCGUUCAGUCCACACAAAGAAGCUUCAUAUUUUUUUUAUAAGCAUAGAAAUAAAAACCAAGCCAAUACUUGUGACUUUGCUCUGCUACCUGCUGUAUUUACUAUAUGGAAGCAUCUAAGUACUGUCAGGUUGGGGUUCUUCCUCAUUGUAGGGCGCUAGGAUGUUGCUUUCUUUUUCCAUUGGUUAAACAUUUUUUUCUCCCCUGGAGGAAGGGAAUGAAACAUUUUAGACGUCAAGAUACUAUACAUUUAAAGCACCCAAAUGUCUCUUUUUUUUCUUUUUUUUUAACUUCGCUUCUUCCUCAUUUAACAUGAAGAACAUUGUAUUAAUUUGAUUUUUAAAGAUCUUUUUGUAUGUUAUGUGUUAAGAGCUUGUUUGGUAUCCCACUGAAAUGUUCUUUGUUAUGGACCAGAGUCUGCAUAUGUCAGGGGGAUGGGGCCAUUGCAUCCUUAGCCAUUGUCACAAAAUACAUGGAGUAGUAACUUAAUAUGUAAAGUUGUAACAUACAUUUAAAAUGGAAACGCAAAAAGCUGUGAAAUGCCUUGUGUCUUAUGUUCUCUGUAUUUAUGCAGCUGACUUGUCUGUCUGUAACUGAAGUGUGGGUCCAAGGACUCCUACUACUUUGCAUAUGUAUUCCACAAAGAUUCUGGGCAGCUGCCACCUCAGUCUCUUCUCUGUAUUAUCAUAGUUUGGUUUAAAUAAACUAUAUAGUUACAAUGAAGGCAU
Cebus imitator (Panamanian white-faced capuchin) is the source of this 4379-nucleotide messenger RNA. RefSeq names its product ATP citrate lyase (gene ACLY). The transcript has 29 exons. Gene Ontology annotation, molecular function: ATP citrate synthase activity. The record is from RefSeq and is a predicted model, not a curated record. Gene Ontology annotation, biological process: citrate metabolic process; acetyl-CoA biosynthetic process; fatty acid biosynthetic process. The coding region runs from base 207 to 3491 and encodes 1094 amino acids. NCBI's taxonomy places the organism in Eukaryota, Metazoa, Chordata, Mammalia, Primates, Cebidae. Gene Ontology annotation, cellular component: cytosol.